Molecule: messenger RNA, 2137 nt
Organism: Notothenia coriiceps (black rockcod)
Lineage: Eukaryota; Metazoa; Chordata; Actinopteri; Perciformes; Nototheniidae
Product: layilin-like
Exons: 3
Coding region: 13-555 (180 amino acids)
Source: RefSeq, a predicted model, not a curated record
AAAUAUAAACUGAUGAUGGUGAUUUGUUUUCUGAUUGUUCUAGUUCCAUCUCUAAGGCCAAACGUUUCCUCAACUGCAGAAAGAGAUGAGAAGAUAAAAAUAGGACUACCAGAGUCAUCAGUAUCUUUCUCAGAGAACACCCCGUAUGUCUCCUACAUCUUGUAUGCAACUAUUCCUGCUCUCCUGCUGCUGCUGUUUGCAGCUGCUGGGUUCUUCUGCUACAGAAAGCAUGCCAAGAGGAGGAACACAAAAACCGAUAGCUACCCCAGCCGAUCCAAACCGUGGAAGACAACAACAGCUUCACCUUAUGCCGUACAAGGACCUUACGCCUUCAGUGACAUUACCAAACUGCACCACACUGCUCUGGACAGCAGCAUGCCGGUAGACAUCAUGAAAAAGUAUCCUUGUGCUCCUUCCCAGGAAUCCCAGUGUGACGAUUAUGAGAAUGUGUCAUGCGUGGUAAAGGAGAGUGGCUUUGUGAACAAUGACAUCUAUGAGACCUGCAGAGGUCAGAGCCGGCAUGCUGGUUGGGUUGAAAAUGAGAUUUACGGAUAAAAAAAUGUGGUCUAUGUUAGUGUCCAUCAAUCUUAUACCCACUAUCUACCCAGCUAGACACAGGAACACCCUGCUCUCCAUCCCUUCAUUCCUGUACACCACAUGCUGGUGUGGUGCAGGAUAACUAAACACGUGGCUGUGUCGGCCUGAACUUAUGUUCCAAAAACUUUUCACCAGUGUGCAUGUAUCUCCAGUUUUUGCAUUCUAAAGCAGCCAGCAUUCAAAUCUGCAAGUCAGAUAAAUUCUUGAAGCGGGGCAUCCCAAAGAUUUGCCAAUUGUAAGGCUAAUUGUGAAAUUGUGAAUAUGAGCAUGGCAUACGGUUGGAAUAAAGUUUAAUACACGGGUUACAUUAAAUGCUAGUCUAUUCCCAAUACGUUUUAUUAUUAAACUAGACAAAGCUUCAGCAGAAAUGUUAGCAGCCCUGUGACACUGUCCUUGUCCACUGUCACGUGCUAACAAAGGCUAUUGAUCAAAUGUUUAUGUUUCACAGGUGCACUGCAGAGAACACCUGAGGCUAAUGGGCAUGUCAGAUUAGUCUUGCAGAUAAUUGGUAACAAACUAAAGGAAUUCUUAGAUGAAAUGUUUGUAUUCAAUUUAAUAGAUGUUGAGACACUUUUCUUAGAAAAACACAUAUCACCCUUAUGGUGGCGCUAUAAGAUUAACAUACAUAAUCUGGACAAAUUCUCCAACAAAAGAUGUCAGCAGCACGAAGGCUUUCGCUUCAAAGAGGCAUUAAUGAACUCAAUUAAGCCAUACUGAUUCAGGUCAGGUUUGCUGAGCAGCAGUGCUGAUAUAUUUGGCAUGGAUUUUUUUACUAACCCUAGGAAUAAGUGCAAGUUUUGAGGACUCACACAAGAUUACUCAUCUCUAAACAAUCCAAAAUUAAACUACUCAACCUUUUUGCACUGACGUCAGAUAUUAUGAAACACAAGGGAAAAAAUAUCCUUUUGUCUUACUAUAUGGCCGUGGAGUUGUUCUAUUUAUGGGCUGUUCUGACCCUUUCUCUAAAACUAAAGAGUGGUGUCAGCCCAGUGUAAGGCUUCCUGUUUGGACUCUGAUGUCAGGGAACAGGACAACGUAUGUGGAAACACUGAUGACUGAACUUUGCUGACCCCAGUCAACCUCAAAGCUGCGGGCUUUUCCCGACUCCACCUGACCGUGUGGGAAACUAAACCAUCAUCUGAGUAUUUAAUGUAGUCAUUCAUCAGUGUUAGCGUGUAAAAGCAUAUGCCUUUCUUUUAUCUUCAAAUAAUCAUGGACAUACAUCUGAACACAAAUGCCUGUGUUCUUUGUGAGUGGGCUGCUGGGUAUGUGUUUUGGAAAGAUAAAGCAAGCCCAGUAAGGAGAGGCUGACUGUGUUCUUGGAGAAUCUUAGACAGGAAAUGCCAAAAGCACAUCUGGAACUCUUACAUUCAGGAAGUGUAUGCUGCUGUGUAUGCUCUGCCUGCCCGCUUAGUAAUCCUCUGCUCUGUGUUGGUCUGUCACUGCAUGAGCUGAAGCAAACCACUGCAGGGUGUGAAUGCGUGCUUCAUUUCUAACAUGACAUGAUCUUCGGGUGUCAAAUAAAAGUUUGUUUGCAAUA